This is a messenger RNA of Gadus macrocephalus (Pacific cod), 2202 nucleotides long. It is a transcript of the gene slc7a7, whose product is annotated as solute carrier family 7 member 7. The coding region runs from base 650 to 1504 and encodes 284 amino acids. Gene Ontology annotation, cellular component: membrane. Gene Ontology annotation, biological process: amino acid transmembrane transport. NCBI's taxonomy places the organism in Eukaryota, Metazoa, Chordata, Actinopteri, Gadiformes, Gadidae. The record is from RefSeq and is a predicted model, not a curated record. Gene Ontology annotation, molecular function: basic amino acid transmembrane transporter activity; L-amino acid transmembrane transporter activity. The transcript has 8 exons.
CACUAAUGUGUACACACUAACCCUUAUGGAUCUCGAUUCAGAGGAAACUACUACCUCUGGUUCGCCGUAUUGAGAGUCUGCUUGCUCAGGGACAAACAACAAUGUACUCCUUGAGACGGCUCUACGUACCUGUGUGAGAGAAUGUGUGUGUGCAUGUGUGUGUGUAUGUGUGUCCAAGUAUGUAUGUGCUACACUCAGCUGUUCCUGCUCUGAAAAACAAGAGUCUGGACUGCUUGGGUCAGCAGCCUCGCUUCCUCAAACCCUUCAGACUGGCAGGGAGGAAAAUAUGUGUGCGUGUGGAUGCGCGCGUGUGUGUGCGUGUGUGUAUCUGUGUGUGUGUGCGCUUGUGUGUCUGUGUGUGCGUGUCUAUGUUUGUGCACAACCAAGCCGAACCAAAAUCCAAACAAUAACCACUAACCCAAAGAGAAGGGGUCCACCGAUGCCUGCGAGGCUGUGAGUGUGGGUGGAGCUUCACGUGUGGUUCUCGUCCCGCUCCGCAGGUCUGCUGACGUUCGUGAACUGUGCGUACGUCAAGUGGGGCACCAGGGUGCAGGACUUCUUCACCUACGCCAAGGUCAUCGCGCUCAUCGCCGUCAUAAUCACCGGCCUGGUGAGGAUCGGACAAGGCCACACCCAGAACUUCGAGGGCAUGUUCGAGGGCUCCUCCACGGACCCCGGGGCCCUCGCCCUGGCCCUCUACUCCGCCCUCUUCUCCUACUCCGGCUGGGACACGCUCAACUUCGUCACCGAGGAGAUCAAGGACCCAGAGAGGAACCUGCCGCUGGCCAUCGCCAUCUCCAUGCCCGUUGUCACGGUGAUCUACAUCCUGACCAACGUGGCCUACUACGCCGUCCUGCCCAUCAACGCCAUACUGGACAGUGACGCCGUGGCGGUGACGUUUGCCGACCAGGUGUUUGGCGUGAUGAACUGGACCAUCCCGCUGGCCGUGGCGCUGUCCUGCUUCGGGGGCCUCAACGCCUCCAUCCUGGCCUCGUCCCGGCUGUUCUUCGUGGGCUCCAGGGAGGGCCACCUGCCCGACUACCUGUGCAUGAUCCACGUGCACCGCUACACCCCCGUUCCCGCGCUGCUCUUCAACGGCGUGAUGGCGUUGAUCUACCUGUGCGUGGAGGACAUCUUCCGGCUCAUCAACUACUACAGCUUCAGCUACUGGUUCUUCGUGGGCCUGUCCAUCCUGGGACAGCUGUACCUGCGCUGGAAGCAACCGGACCGCCAUAGGCCCCUCAAGCUCAGCCUGUUCUUCCCGAUCGUCUUCUGCAUCCUGACGGUGUUCCUGGUGGUGGUGCCGCUGUACAGCGACACCGUCAACUCCCUGAUCGGCAUCGGCAUCGCCCUAUCAGGCAUCCCCGUUUACUUCCUGUGCAUCUACACUCCGGCCACCAAGAGGCCGCUGUGGCUGCGGCGCCUGAUCGCCCGGUCGGGCCUGGUCAUCCAGAAGGUGUGCUUCUCCGUGCUCACCGAGAUGGACACCGACCACGAGGAGUGAAGCUCCGCCCCCUCCUCCCCCCCCCCCCCACCCCCCGCUCCUCUCAGACUGUUAGGAAACGCACAAGGGACCCGGCUGGGACUCAGAGCCGGAUGUCCUGCCAAUCAGGACGGAACCGGCUUUCUUGUCCUCUCCGAUGGUUGAUCGUCACCAUGGCGACGACGACUAAACAACCAUCCCCUGCCACGACGACGCUGGUAACCGCGACGAGCCGGUGGUGUUUCGGUGGUCGGACUACAGAGAACUAUUUAAGAAUCAACACCCCUUUUAUAUAUAUAUAUAUAUAUUAUAUAGUAGAAUUCUUUUUUUUUUUUUAAGAUGUCUGAAGAACUACAUUGAUUUUAUGUUCCCAAUCAAACAGACCAGAAUGCAAUACAUUAUUUUGAUUACGGUUGGAUGGUUGAAGUGAAAAGCCUUUGAAACCAAAAGCACUGUGGACCAAAUAAACUGUAUAAUAUAGAGGGAGGUGUAGAAACUGUCUUUACUCCAGGGAGCAAAAGCGAUGUUCUGAGAUGUUUCACAGCUAGAAGACGUUCUUUUAAGGGCUAUCUCUGCCAAAUUUGAACUAAAAUUGAAUUGACUAAUAUAUUAACAAUCGAAUGAACAGUUAAAGGUUUUAGAAUCAUGUUGCUCUGAUCACCAUAAACAAGUUCAACUUUAAAAGCGUUUAUUUAUAAUAAAAUUACAACUGAACAUAA